AUGUUUUCAAAAAAAAUAUCAUUGUAUAAUAAAACUAAUGGAAAAAAAGAUAAUUCAUCAAAAGUAUUUUUAUUUGUAAUAUUAUUUGUUGUUUUAGUAAUUGUUUUUGUGCAAAGUUUAAGUAUUUCACAAUUUAACAAUGAAAUCUCACAAACAACCUCAAUAACUAUAGAUACUAAAGAAAGUAAUGAUAAUAAUAAUUUAAUUAUUAAUAAAAAUAAUAAUAAUGAAAAUAUAAAUAAUAAUAAUAAUAAUGAUAAUAAUGAAAGUGAUGAAGAUGCAUUAUUAAGAAAACAACAUCAAGAAUUUAAAGAAGCAGAAGAGAAAGCAAAUAAAGGAAAAAGUUUAUCAUAUGCAACAAGAUCAUAUGCAACUAGAAAACCAAAAGAAAAAUCAGAACAACAAAUUGAAAAUGAAAAAUUAACAUUAUUAGAGAAAGAUAUUUUAAGAGGUAGAGUUUUUAAAGAGUUUAAAGAUGAAGUUGAAAUAUUAAAGAGUCUUGACACUGAUCCAGGUUAUGCAAGCAUAUUGAAUUUACCAGAUUAUAAGCCACCAACAGGUGACGAAUUGGUAGACAAAGUUAAAGAUACCACAUGGAAAUUAAGUAAAGAGGAAAACCCAUUCUAUUUACCAAAACCACAUAUUUUCAUCCACGUUCCAAAGGCAGCAGGAAGCAGUUUGGGUGGAAUUUUCAAGAGAAAUGAAAAGCGUGAUAAAUUUGCGCACCAUUGGAAACAUCCAUCCUAUUCAGAACUUGAAAGUACUAUGCAAAAAGAUUCAAUUUUCGGACAUAUUAGAUACGGUCUUCAUUUCUAUUUCAAUGAUAAUGACCCAACUAGAGUACCAGAGAAUCCAUAUGGUUUAAAUAAGUAUUCCUAUAUGACAAUGUUAAGAGAACCAGUGGAUAGAGUCAUCUCAAAUUACUAUUAUCAUAGACAAAAUAGAAAAGAUCCAUUCCAUGAAUUAGCAAUGAAUCAUAAUUUAACAGAAUGGAUUAAAGUUGCUGCAGCUGGUAAUAAUGAGCAAGCCAGAAUGAUUUGUGGUAUGGGUUGGGAGGAUUUCGGUAACCAAACCAUCUACGAUAUGGCACUCCAUCAUUUAAAAUACACUUUUAAAUUUGUCGGUAUAACUGAACAAUUUACAGAGAGUUUGGUUUUAUUUUCCCAUUAUAGUGGUUUUCAAAAUAUUAGAUACUCUAAAAUCAAUACCGGUAGACAAAGAGUAUCUGUUGAUAAAAUUCCUGACGAUUUAAGAAAAGAGAUUGAAGAAAGAAAUUGGAUAGAUGUUGCACUCUAUAAAAUGGCUUUAGAUAUCUAUAAUAAACAAAUUGAUCAAAUUGGUAGAGAUUUCUUUGAACAAGAAGUAGCCGCUUACAAAGAUAGAUAUUUAUCUGGAAAAUAUAAAGUACCAAAUAUUUUACAUACAACUAAACCAGUUGAACAAACUCAACAACAACAACAAUAA
Messenger RNA from Dictyostelium discoideum AX4, 1464 nucleotides. RefSeq lists its product as hypothetical. Bases 1 to 1464 code for a protein of 487 amino acids. Gene Ontology annotation, molecular function: sulfotransferase activity. The record is from RefSeq and is a predicted model, not a curated record. Lineage: Eukaryota; Evosea; Eumycetozoa; Dictyosteliales; Dictyosteliaceae. Gene Ontology annotation, cellular component: membrane. The transcript has a single exon.